CGUACGGGGGAGGUGCCACUGCCGCUUCCGCCAGAGGUGGCCUCCGCCGCGCAUGGAGGAGCUGCCCGUCGUCGUGGUCCUGCUCCUCCUCUUCUCCUUACUGCUUGUCCCGCUGCUGCUCCUGGAUAGGAGGCGCCGCGGUCGGCGGACGCCUCCGUUCAGUCUCCUGGUGGUGGCCGGCUCUGGUGGGCACACAACAGAAAUCCUGAGGUUACUUAGCUGUUUGUCAGAGUCAUACUCUCCUAGACAUUAUGUUUUGGCAGACUCAGAUAAGAUGAGUGAAGCUAAAAUACGUUCUUUUGAACAAAAAAGGGCUGAAACAUUCUCCGAGUCCCAGUUCAGCCUGGAUCGCAUUCCCAGAAGCCGGGAGGUCAGACAGUCCUGGAUCUCCUCUGUGCUAACAACACUAUACUCCAUACUUUACUCACUUCCUCUGACCUACAAACGGAAACCAGAUUUGAUAUUGUGCAAUGGACCGGGAACAUGUGUUCCUGUCUGUUUAUCUGCUUUUCUUCUUGGCCUUCUAGGAAUAAAGAGAACAAUCAUUGUGUAUGUAGAGAGCAUCUGCCGUGUGGAAACUUUAUCCUUGUCUGGAAAAAUUCUUUACUACUUUUCAGAUUAUUUCAUUGUUCAGUGGCCUGAUCUAAAGAAAAAAUAUCCCAAGUCAGUGUAUCUUGGUCGAAUAGUGUAACAACAGAAGACAAGCUAAACUUCACCUGAAAUAGAUCAUACAAGCUCCUCACUUGCAUUCCUGUAGUAAUUUAUUUUCAAGAAUUCCUGUCACUAAAUUAGGCUGCUACUUAAAAAUGAGACAAUAAAGUUUUCUCUACAUUUAAGUAAA
This is a messenger RNA of Haemorhous mexicanus (house finch), 841 nucleotides long. RefSeq names its product ALG14 UDP-N-acetylglucosaminyltransferase subunit (gene ALG14). Gene Ontology annotation, biological process: dolichol-linked oligosaccharide biosynthetic process. Gene Ontology annotation, cellular component: UDP-N-acetylglucosamine transferase complex. The record is from RefSeq and is a predicted model, not a curated record. Lineage: Eukaryota; Metazoa; Chordata; Aves; Passeriformes; Fringillidae. Bases 53 to 691 code for a protein of 212 amino acids. The transcript has 4 exons.